AGAGAGCACUCCACCCUCCAACCGCUCCUCGGCACUGCUCCCAGCAUCCUCUUCUCUCGGCCUCUCUCUCUCUUUCUCUCAGAAGAUCAAACUCAUAUUAGGAUAAAUGCACAUCUGGUGGUUCUCUCCUCAUCACUAACAUCAGCACAGCGUGGCCUCGGGGUCCGGCAUGUCGUUGUCAAGGAAGCACGAACGCUUCUUUUGAGCGUCCGUUUCAUUUCUGCCGCGCGCCCGUCUCACCUUUAGUCCAGACGAGAAAGAUGGCCGCCGCCGCCAAGCUGCUGACCAGCGCGGGCCUGCUGCUGGCGUUCGGCUCACUGUGCCUGCUCGCCAUGGCUAUCUGCACCGACUACUGGUACGAGACGGACGCGCGGCGGCACCGCGAGCGCUGCAAGAGCUACGCGAGCAACCGCAACGACCCGGGCUACAUCUCCAUCUCGAAUCGCAACCUGCCUCUCCGGAUGCCGCCGGAAAUCAGUGAUGGAGCGCUGAUCAGAGAGAAGCGGCACCUUGCUGCUCCGCUGGCAGCUAUGGAGUCGCACUGCAGCCGCCGGUUCAAUUCCACUGUGUCAGGUCUGUGGAGGAAGUGUUACCGCGACGGCUUCGACCUGGAGACGGACGAGCUCAUCUACAGAGGUGUGAUUCAGAGAUGCACUCCAGUGACCUAUCACUACACCUCCUCCAUCCUUCCCCGAAAUCUCCCAGUCAACAUCACUAAAACUAUUCGGCAAGAUGAGUGGCAUGCUCUACAUCUGCGCAGGAUGACUGCAGGCUUUGUGGGCAUGGCUGUCUCCAUCAUCCUCUUUGGGUGGAUCAUUGGGGUGCUGGGCUGCUGCCAGCAGCACGACCUCAUGCAGUAUGUAGCUGGCCUACUCUUCCUCAUGGGAGGAACCUGCUGUAUUAUCUCCCUGUGCACUUGUGUGGCGGGAAUCAAUUUUGAGCUGUCAAGGUAUCCUCAAUACUUGUACGGCCUUCCUGAGGACAUCAGUCACGGCUACGGCUGGUCCAUGUUCUGUGCCUGGGGAGGGCUGGGUCUUACAUUACUGGCCGGCUUCCUGUGCACCCUCGCACCAUCUUUAAGCAGCCCCUCAACCCAUACAACCGUCCACAAACCAAGGCAUGAGAAUGGCACUGUGUGAGAAACCUUCCCACAAAUUUUACACAACAUCAGCACAGGAUGCUGGUCAUCAUCAUCAUCAUCAUCAUCACAUCACCACACACACACACACACACACACACACACACACACACACACACACACACACACACACAUACGCACAGACUGCUGAAAUCACCCACCAUCCAGUUUAACACCUCUCAUCGGCAUUAGGACGAGUGCUCGAGGUGGCUGGAUAAUAAUAUUUGUCUCCUGCAUGGCAGCUAGUGACGUGUAAUUGUACACAACAAAGUAGAAUGAGCGUUCACUGUCAUUCCUCAAGCACAAGACAUAAGACACUGUCAGGAUAGUUUCAUCAUAGGAAAUGUACAUAACCACACACACACUGUACACAUAUAAACCAUUCCAACUAAACAUUCCACCUUGUCCAAAACCUACACUGAAAAAGAUGUCCAAAAGGCGAUUUUUCUAUUUCUUUUUGAACAUACAUUCUAAAAUGGUGCUCUCUGUUCACAGUACCACAUGCACAAGCAUUUCAAAAAGUCAGGACUAGCAGGGACAAACUCCAUCUGGAAGCCAUGUUUUUUUAUCUUUAGCUAGACUACUGCUUUUUUUUUUUUAACCCUGAUCAGGAACUGUAUAAACAUCACCAUGGUCCAAGCUGUUUGUGCUUUGUUAAAAAACUGACCUUGUAGCAUUGGUAUUUUCCUAAAUCCUGUAUUGCUGCAGAAAAAAAAACUAGCCUGCUACAGCAUUUCCUGAAUAGAGCUUUAAAAAAAGCUAUAUCAGCAAGAAAAAAGCAGAAAAAAAUGCUACACUAGUUUUCACUGAACUGAAGGAUCUGGAUUUAUUGAUGUAAAGUCCGUGACUUAAGGCUGAGGACUUUACUGAAGAGGAACACAGCCAUGAGAGGGAGGAAAGGAUUUGUGGAAUUAUGAGAUAAAAGAAACAUUAAAGGUUGGAUUGAAACAUCGAUGCAUUAGUGAAGCAAACUUUCUCUAGCCUCCGUGAGUGUGUCUUUAGAAAUCCAUUUUUUUCUGUAGAAUUCAUCCCACUGUUUAUAAGAAACAAAGCUUAGCAAAAAAAUAGGGCUGUUUUCUUUUUUGUUAUGCUGACACUGGGCAACUUCACUGUUUUGCCGGAUUUGAAACAUUUCAAUCCUCGAGAGCACACAGUAAAUAAUUGAGCUGACUUUAAUAACAAUGCUUCUUUGAACAUCACAUCUUCACGUAGAGUGGAAAUACUGUUGUGCGCUCACUCCAGGAAUCCUAAUUAUUUAUGAUCAAUUAUAAAAAUGGAGAAAACUCCUUUAUAGUUGUUUUCUCUCCCACGGGGCUUUGACAUCUUUCCUGAGAAAAAAAAAAAAAAAACAUGAAGAGGCAUGAAGCCUGGGAUCCAACUUUUACAUAAUUUGACCUCUCUCAAAUAACAAUGAGUGGUGCAAAGAAAGUGUCCCAAUGUUGUAGUCAAGGUACACUGGUUUGUAACAUACUGUAAUGUAUAUAUUACCCAUGCAGACUGAACCUUGGCCAUAGUCCGGCAAAAAUGUUCUAAUAAUACACAAUAUGUAUAACAAUUCUUACUAAUGAAGUGCCUCCAAAAAUACACAGCCACAUUUAAUAUAACAGUCAGUUUUAUAGUAGUACUGACAAAUAAAUUGUAUCUUAUACCACAGGGCUGUUGAGUCCUCGAUUCUGAUUGGACAGAAGGUGUUGGUUCAUUAUCAAUGGCAGCAGCUCUGCCGCUAGUACUAGUUGUAAAUUGAAUUAAAGUUUUAUAUUAAAGAACUCGUUUUAAUACCCUGUCCUCUAAAUUGGUUGAUGCUCACAAACAUUAAUAUAAAAACCUAUGUAAUUGUUGAUAUAGUGACAUUUUCUGUAAGGAGAACUGUAUUUAUUUGGAAGGCAUCGUCAGUAUCAGUGUUAACUGUCAGAGGCACAAGAAAGUCUUGAGAACUGUCCACUUUUUUGGUAACAUGAUGCUUGAUUCUUUCACGUGAAAGAAAAACAAGGGGCUAGGAAAGAAAUGAC
Molecule: messenger RNA, 3147 nt
Organism: Tachysurus fulvidraco (yellow catfish)
Lineage: Eukaryota; Metazoa; Chordata; Actinopteri; Siluriformes; Bagridae
Gene: tmem276b
Product: transmembrane protein 276b
Exons: 4
Coding region: 261-1139 (292 amino acids)
Cellular component (GO): membrane
Source: RefSeq, a predicted model, not a curated record